Molecule: messenger RNA, 1509 nt
Organism: Penicillium chermesinum
Lineage: Eukaryota; Fungi; Ascomycota; Eurotiomycetes; Eurotiales; Aspergillaceae
Product: protoporphyrinogen/coproporphyrinogen oxidase
Exons: 7
Coding region: 1-1509 (502 amino acids)
Source: RefSeq, a predicted model, not a curated record
AUGCCGGAACUGAAUGUUGAUAUUCUCGUUAUCGGUGCGGGGCCUACGGGUCUCGGUGCUGCCAAACGUCUGCACCAGAUUGAUGGCCCUUCGUGGUUGAUUAUCGACUCCAAUGAGAAGCCCGGUGGUCUCGCCUCGACUGACACCACCCUGAGGCUCUACGAUGUCGGUGGCCACGUCAUCUUCUCUCACUACAAAUAUUUCGACGACUGCAUCAACGAGGCUCUUCCCAAGGAGACCGACUGGUACACCCACCAGCGAAUUUCUUACGUUCGAUACAAGGGUCUCUGGGUCCCAUACCCCUUCCAGAACAAUAUCUCGGUGCUUCCCAAAGAAGACCAGGUGCGAUGCAUCAAUGACCUGAUCGACGCAGCCCUCGAGGCUCGCGCCCGCGCUCCCACCGAUAAGCCCAAGGACUUUGACGAGUGGAAUGUCCGCAACAACGGCGAGGAGAUCACCAAGAUCUUCAUGCGUCCUUAUAACUUCAAGAUGCAAACCGGCUGGCUCGGCGAGCGUGUUGCCGCCCCUAACCUCAAGGCUCUCACCAACAACGUGAUCUUGAACAAGGUGGCCGGAAACUGGGGUCCGAAUGCGACCUUCCGAUUCCCUGCCCGGGACGGUACCGGUGGUAUCUGGACCGCGGUGGCAGGGACUCUGCCAGAUGAGAAGAAGCGAUUCGGAAAGAGUGGCAACGUGACCAAGGUCGAUAUCCCUGGCCACAAGGUCUUCCUUGAGGAUGGCACCACCAUCAAGUAUGGGAAGCUUAUCUCGACCAUGGCGGUCGACUUUCUGGGUCAGAUCUCUGGUGACAAGAAGGUCAUUGAAGCUUCUAAGGACCUUUACUACUCGAACACUCACGUUAUCGGUGUUGGUAUUCGAGGUUCCCGCCCAGAGCGUAUCGGUGACAAGUGCUGGCUGUAUUUCCCCGAGGACAACUGCCCCUUCUACCGUGCCACCAUCUUCUCCAACUACUCUCCUUAUAACCAGCCUGCCGACGAUGUGCAGCUCCCUACUCUCCAGCUUGCAGAUGGCCAAAAGGGCAACGACGGCAGCCCCCGCCCAGGCCCCUACUGGUCAAUCAUGCUGGAAGUUUCCGAGUCGAGCAUGAAGCCCGUUGAUGAGUCUACCAUUCUCGCCGACAGUAUCCAAGGCCUCGUCAACACCGAGAUGCUCAAACCCGGUGACGAGAUCGUCAGCACCUACCACCGUCGCUUCGACCACGGCUACCCCACCCCCUCCCUGGAGCGGGACGGCGCUCUCAAGGAGAUCCUCCCUCACCUGUACAACAACGACAUCCUCUCCCGUGGCCGCUUCGGAUCCUGGAAGUACGAGGUCGGAAACCAGGACCACUCGUUCAUGCUAGGUGUCGAGGCUGUUGACAACGCUGUCAACGGUGCUGUCGAGCUCACCCUGAACUACCCCGACUUCGUCAACGGCCGCAAGAACACCGAGCGCCGUCUCGUCGACGGAGCCCAGGAGUUCAAGCAGAAGAAGUUGGAGAUCCGCUAG